AGCUGAACACACACUCAGAACAGUCAUCUCACCUCUGUGGCAUCCUCAUCAGAUCUGUUCUUAAAGUGUUGGGUCAAGUCCAGUUGCCAAGAUGCGUGUAUUGUUCCUUAUGGUCUUGUAUGCUGGGCUAUGCUACGCCAGCUCUGACCAAGAAAACAUAGAGACUCUAAUGGAUAAUGUUCUGGUGCUGAGGGUUCCUUACGGUGUGAGCUCCACAAAGUAUGUUCCCCUGAGCUGUGGAGAAGCUUAUCAAAACCAGCCUGUGGUUUGGAAGAAAGACGGCGAGAUUAUACCAGAUCUGCAGGGGAACCAGGUCAAGGUGCUGGUGAAGGAUUUGGAUGGAGGAAAUUACACCUGUCACCUCAGCCCAGACGGAGAAUACCUCAACUACACUGUGAUCCUGAUCCAAAUAGAUCCAGCCAACAGGACUUACAUACUGGAAAAGAAAUCCCAUAAAGAGGGUCACAUCAGCUGCUCAGCGUCUAACUAUAGAGACUCCUUCCACUGCUCCUGGACCAGAACACAGUACAGACAGAACGCCGCUGUGCUCCUGGUGAAGGCAGAACGUCAUUCAGAAAAUAUUUCCUGUGAGCUGGAUGCUAAUGGGUCAGGGAUUCACUGCCAGGAUAGCAACUGUCCAUACAAAGAGGAACAGCACAGCAUCUCCAUCACCAUCUACAUAUACAACUCCGCUCUCCUCGAGGCCUACACUAAGGUUUUCUACCUGAGAGACAUUGUGAAGCCGGAAAAAGUCCAAAACCUGCAGAUCAGUAAUGAGAGGGUGUUCAGCUGGGAAUACCCUGAAUCCUGGGAGAAGCCCUGUACUUACUUUGGCCUGCAGUUCCAUGUCAAGGUGGUCAAAAAAGGAUUUAACUGUGAUAGUGAAAACAACAUAACGCUAAACACGACUCAGGAAACCAAAUAUGAGGUCAAUGUCAAAACCAAGAAGUUUGUUUUCUGUGUGCGAGCAAACGACAAAUUCACCAACGGCCCAUUUAGCGACUGGAACCAAUGCAUAGUGGAUAAAGAAACUAUGAGCUGCGCUUCCACCUGACUGCAGCCAUAAAGGAUGGGAAAAACAAAAGGAUGCAAGAAAACAUUUAUUUCAUCUCGUUUUUUAUCAUGUUUUUAAGCGAUGCAAUGUAUACCUUUAUUUAUUAGUACUAGUUGUCUCUCUGGAACUACAGUAUAUUGUUAAAAUGCUUAUUUGUAAUAUGAGUGAAAUCAACAACUCAUUCAUUUUUGUCCUUUGUAACUCUUUAUUUAACUAUCCUUGCAGAAUUGUUGCUUAAAUGUUUCUUAAACUUUCUUAAUAAAUUAAUGAACA
Messenger RNA from Cottoperca gobio, 1327 nucleotides. It is a transcript of the gene il12bb, whose product is annotated as interleukin 12B, b. NCBI's taxonomy places the organism in Eukaryota, Metazoa, Chordata, Actinopteri, Perciformes, Bovichtidae. The transcript has 9 exons. The record is from RefSeq and is a predicted model, not a curated record. Gene Ontology annotation, molecular function: protein binding. The coding region runs from base 92 to 1054 and encodes 320 amino acids.